AUGAAGGGACAGCGGCCCCUCGGUAUCGUCAUCAAGCUGGGGACAAGCUCCAUUGUCGAUGCCACCAGCCAUGAGCCGCUCCUGUCCACGCUCUCGCUGAUAGUUGAGACGGCCGUCCGGCUGCGCAAGGAUGGCCACCGCGUCGUCAUCGUGUCCUCUGGUGCCAUCGGUGUCGGCCUGCGCCGCAUGGACAUUGACAGCCGGCCGAAACACCUGGCCAAGCUGCAGGCCUUGGCUGCCAUCGGCCAGUGCCGCCUCAUGAGCCUCUGGGACUCGCUGUUUGCCCACCUGCAGCAGCCCAUCGCCCAGAUCCUCCUCACCCGGAGCGACAUAUCCGACCGAACCCAAUACCUGCGUGCGCAAAACACGUUUGCCGAGCUGUUCGACCUGGGCGUCAUCCCCAUCGUCAACGAAAACGACACGCUCGCGGUCGAGGAGAUCAAGUUUGGCGACAACGACACCCUGUCGGCCAUCACGGCCGCCAUGAUCCACGCCGACCUGCUUUUUCUCAUGACUGACGUCGACUGUCUGUACACCAAGAACCCGCGCCAGCACCCAGAUGCGGAGCCCAUUGAGAUUGUCCACGACAUCUCCACCCUGGAGGCGGAUAUCUCCACACCCGGUUCUGCCCUGGGGACAGGCGGCAUGUCGACCAAGAUUGUAGCUGCGCGCCUAGCCACUUCGGCUGGCGUGACCACCAUCAUCACGCGGUCGUCGACGCCGGGCAACCUGGUGCAGAUUCUGGCGCACGUCACCGGCGGUGCCUCAUCGCCAUCGCCAUCGUUGUCGUCGUCGUCGGCGUCGCCGGCGUCCGCCAAGGUCCCCCUGCACACGCGCUUCCUGCCGUGGCCCGAACCGAUCCGUGACCGCUCGUUCUGGAUCCUGCACGGGCUCAAGCCCCACGGCACCGUAUACAUUGACCAGGGCGCAAGCCAAGCACUGCUGGACCACGCCGGCCUGCUGCCCGUCGGCGUCGUCGACGUCGAAGGCCCGUUUGCCGAGGACGACGCCGUGCGGCUGGUCGUCGUCGACCGCCGUCUGUUGCCGCCUGUUGCCUCCCUUGCUGCCGGCAUCGAGGUCGGUCGCGCUCUCGUCAAGUACUCGUCCACCGAGAUCGCCCGGAUCAAGGGCCACCGCAGCGCCGACAUCGCCAGCAUCCUCGGCUACGUCACCAGCGAGUACAUCGCCCAGCGCGAACACAUCAGCAUGUUCCGCACCAAGGACAGCCGCCCGGCAUCGCCGGCCCUGCACUCGUCACCUCGCUACAAGGGCACUCUCGGCACCGCGUCCCCGCUGGCUGAGGGCCCGGUUCUCGGCGUCGUUGCUGGCCAGAAAACGGACGCAUGA
Molecule: messenger RNA, 1347 nt
Organism: Grosmannia clavigera kw1407
Lineage: Eukaryota; Fungi; Ascomycota; Sordariomycetes; Ophiostomatales; Ophiostomataceae
Product: aspartate/glutamate/uridylate kinase
Exons: 4
Coding region: 1-1347 (448 amino acids)
Cellular component (GO): cytoplasm; cytosol
Molecular function (GO): glutamate 5-kinase activity; ATP binding; RNA binding
Source: RefSeq, a predicted model, not a curated record